Messenger RNA from Malassezia pachydermatis, 1665 nucleotides. Its product is annotated as t-complex protein theta subunit (tcp-1-theta). The coding region runs from base 1 to 1665 and encodes 554 amino acids. Gene Ontology annotation, molecular function: ATP-dependent protein folding chaperone; ATP hydrolysis activity; ATP binding. Gene Ontology annotation, cellular component: chaperonin-containing T-complex. NCBI's taxonomy places the organism in Eukaryota, Fungi, Basidiomycota, Malasseziomycetes, Malasseziales, Malasseziaceae. The transcript has a single exon. The record is from RefSeq and is a predicted model, not a curated record. Gene Ontology annotation, biological process: protein folding.
AUGGCAUUGAAAGUGCCACGCGCAGGUGGACCCAACCUGUUCAAGGAUGGGUACAAGCACCUGCAGGGAAUCGAAGAAGCCGUCCUGCGGAAUAUCCAGGCGGUGAACGAACUCUCGGAUAUUGUGCGUACCUCGUUUGGCCCGAAUGGCCGGAACAAGAUGGUCGUCAACCAUCUUGGCCGCAUCUUUGUGACAAGUGAUGCUGCCACAAUUAUCCGCGAGAUGGAUGUUGUGCAUCCUGCGGCAAAGCUUCUUGUGUACGCUUCGCAGCAGCAAGAAGCUGAGAUGGGCGAUGGCACCAACUUUGUCCUGAUCUUGGCAGGUGAAUUGCUGCGCCAAGCGGAGAUGCUCAUCUCACUGGGUCUGCACCCUAUGGAAAUUGUGCAGGGUUAUGAACUGGCACGUGAAAAAGCCCUGGAGCAGCUCGAAGAGUUGUCCAUUGCUACGCUCUCCUCGCCACCGACUCAAGAGUCGCUGGCAUUGGCCCUCCGUCCAGCGCUGGCUUCGAAGCAGUAUGGCCACGAAGAUAUUUUGGCGCCGCUCGUCGCACAGGCUGUGAGCCUUGUCAUUCCCCCCUCAUCAGAGACGCUGCGUGACUUUAGUGUGGACAACGUGCGUGUAGUCAAGAUCAUGGGUGGUUCGUUAUCGCAGAGCCGCGUGGUGCGUGGUAUGGUGUUUGGUCGUGAGCCGGAAGGCAGCGUGAAGUCGGCUACGAGCGCCAAGGUAGCCGUAUUUUCGUGCGGCUUGGACAUUAGCCAGACAGAGACAAAGGGCACAGUGCUCCUGCACAAUGCUCAGGAGCUCAAGAACUUUUCGCGUGGCGAAGAAGUACAGUUGGAGAAGAUGCUACAAGAGAUUGCCGAUGCUGGUGUUAAGGUCGUUGUGACACAGAGCACAAUUGGUGAGCUGGCAUUGCACUACCUGAACCGCUUGGGCAUUGUUGCUAUGAAGGUGCCGUCCAAGUUUGAUUUGCAGCGCUUGUGCCGUCUGCUGGGUGCUACGCCGCUGGCGCGGAUUGGCGCGCCUAUGCCUGAGGAGGCCGGUUGGAUCGACUCGGUCUCCGCGACAGAGAUCGGUGGUGACCGUGUGACUGUGUUCCGUCAGGAAGAUGGUGAAAAGGGCGGCAAAUCACGCCCACGCCUUGCGACGAUUGUGCUGCGUGGUGCCACGACAUCCAUGUUGGACGAUGUGGAACGUACGAUUGACGACGGUAUCAACGCUGUCAAGUCGCUCACGCGCGACCCACGUCUCGUGCCGGGCGCUGGUGCGACAGAGAUUGAGUUGGCACGACGCAUUAUUGAAUAUGGUGAGCGCACACCUGGUUUGAACCAACACGCGAUCAAGAAGUUCGGCGAGGCCUUGCAAGUGAUUCCGCGGACCCUGGCGGAGACGUCUGGCUUGGAUGCCACGGAUGUGGUGAGUCGCUUGCAUGCCCAGCAUGCGAUGGCCGAGCAUGUGGAUGUGGGUGUAGACGUGGACCAGUCGACAGACGGUACCAUGUCGACCGUGGAUGCACAAGUGUUUGACGUGCUUACUGCCAAGCACUGGGCGAUCCGGUACGCGACCAGCGCUGCGAUUGAUGUACUGAAAGUGGACUCGAUUAUUAUGAGCAAGCAGGCUGGCCUCAAGGCACCUGGCCAUAAUCCGCACUGGGACGACGAUUAG